UUGCUGGGGUUCGGCAAGGUUUGCAGCCGCCACGGCCGCUGCUGCGCUCCGGUGCAGGGCAGGCUGGCGCCGAGCGAACCAGGGCCAAGAGCCGGGAGCCGGGAGCCGGGAGCUGGGAGCCAGCUGCCCGCGGAGCUGCGGCGGCGGCAGCAUUUGGGGUGGUCUCAGUCCCACGAACACCGUGGCUGGCGCCCUGUGGCUUCUGCGCCCAGCGGGGCUCAGGGAGGAACGGUCUAGACACUUUUUAUUUUAGAAGAAAGGGGCAAGCCCCGGGGGAAGCUUCCUUCCCGGCCUGGCUGGCUCCCCAGUGCGCCCAGCUCCGGCCCGGACUCUGAAAGAUGACUCCAGGGUCUGCUCUGUAUAUUCCAGCGGCGGCGGUUCCGGGAGGCAGCCGAAAGUAGUAACAGUUGGUAGCAGCGGCUGGUGGAAAAGUGAGCCGAGGCGGCGCGGACUCCGCUCUCCCCGCGCCCCGCGGCACUCGCUGCUCCUCGCCGCUCCUUCUCCUUGGCUCCCAGGCGGCUGCAGCAUGAAGUGGCGCAGCGAUGGCCAGGAGAGGUAAGAAGCCCGUGGUGAGAACGCUGGAGGAUCUGACGCUGGACUCGGGUUAUGGUGGCGCGGCGGACUCGGUGCGCUCCUCCAACUUGUCUUUGUGCUGUUCUGACUCGCACCCGGCGUCCCCGUAUGGCGGGAGCUGCUGGCCGCCUCUAGCUGACUCCAUGCACAGCCGGCACAACAGCUUUGACACCGUCAACACUGCCCUGGUGGAAGACUCCGAGGGGCUGGACUGCGCCGGCCAGCACUGCUCGCGGCUGCUGCCGGACCUAGACGAGGUCCCCUGGACUCUCCAGGAGCUGGAGGCGCUGCUGCUGCGUUCGCGGGAUCCCCGGGCAGGCCCGGCGGUCCCCGGCGGCCUGCCCAAGGACGCGCUGGCCAAGCUGUCGACGCUGGUGAGCCGGGCGCUGGUGCGCAUCGCCAAAGAGGCGCAGCGCCUGAGUCUGCGCUUCGCCAAGUGCACCAAGUACGAGAUCCAGAGCGCCAUGGAGAUCGUGCUAUCCUGGGGCCUGGCCGCACACUGCACGGCGGCUGCGCUGGCCGCACUGUCCCUCUACAACAUGAGCAGCGCCGGCGGCGACCGCCUGGGCCGCGGCAAGUCGGCACGCUGCGGCCUCACCUUCUCCGUGGGCCGCGUGUAUCGCUGGAUGGUGGACAGCCGCGUGGCGCUGCGCAUCCACGAGCACGCCGCAAUCUACCUGACAGCCUGCAUGGAGAGCCUCUUCCGGGACAUCUAUUCGCGGGUCGUGGCCUCUGGUGUGCCCCGGAGCUGCAGUGGCCCUGGGUCAGGCUCGGGCUCCGGCCCAGGCCCGAGCUCAGGCCCCGGUGCGGCCCCAGCGGCGGAUAAAGAGCGGGAGGCGCCCGGGGGAGGAGCGGCGAGCGGCGGCGCCUGCAGCGCAGCCAGCAGCGCCAGCGGGGGCAGCAGCUGUUGCGCCCCGCCGGCCGCGGCGGCCGCCGCAGUCCCGCCGGCAGCCGCAGCCAACCACCACCAUCACCACCACCAUGCGCUCCACGAGGCGCCCAAGUUCACCGUGGAGACCCUGGAGCACACGGUCAACAACGACUCGGAGAUCUGGGGUCUCCUGCAGCCCUACCAGCACCUCAUCUGCGGGAAGAACGCCAGCGGGGUGCUGUGCCUACCAGACAGCCUGAAUCUUCACAGAGACCCACAGCGGUCAAACAAGCCAGGAGAACUGCCCAUGUUCAGCCAGUCGGAGCUGAGGACCAUCGAGCAGUCUUUGCUGGCCACGCGCGUAGGCAGCAUCGCAGAACUGAGUGACCUGGUGUCCCGUGCAAUGCAUCACCUGCAGCCCCUCAAUGCCAAGCACCACGGCAAUGGCACCCCCCUGCACCACAAGCAGGGGGCGCUGUACUGGGAGCCCGAGGCCCUGUACACCCUUUGCUAUUUCAUGCACUGCCCGCAAAUGGAAUGGGAAAACCCCAACGUGGAGCCUUCCAAAGUCAACCUACAGGUGGAAAGGCCCUUCCUCGUGCUGCCGCCGCUGAUGGAGUGGAUCCGGGUGGCCGUGGCGCACGCCGGCCACCGCCGCAGCUUCUCCAUGGACAGCGACGACGUCCGCCAGGCGGCCCGGCUGCUGCUGCCCGGCGUGGACUGCGAGCCGCGCCAGCUGAGGGCCGACGACUGCUUUUGUGCAUCUCGGAAGCUGGAUGCAGUGGCCAUCGAAGCCAAGUUUAAGCAGGACCUGGGUUUCCGGAUGCUGAACUGUGGACGAACAGACUUGGUGAAGCAGGCGGUGUCUCUGCUGGGGCCUGAUGGGAUCAAUACCAUGAGUGAACAGGGCAUGACUCCCCUGAUGUAUGCCUGUGUCCGUGGGGACGAGGCGAUGGUUCAGAUGCUGCUGGAUGCCGGAGCUGACCUGAAUGUGGAGGUUGUCAGUACUCCUCAUAAAUAUCCAUCCGUCCACCCCGAGACCCGCCAUUGGACGGCUCUGACUUUUGCUGUGUUGCAUGGACAUAUUCCUGUAGUUCAGCUCCUUCUGGAUGCUGGGGCCAAGGUGGAAGGCUCGGUGGAGCACGGCGAGGAGAACUACUCGGAAACGCCCCUCCAGCUGGCAGCUGCUGUAGGAAAUUUUGAGCUGGUUAGUUUGCUGUUGGAGCGUGGUGCCGAUCCCCUGAUAGGAACCAUGUACAGGAAUGGAAUUUCUACAACCCCCCAGGGUGAUAUGAACUCUUUCAGCCAGGCUGCAGCCCACGGACACAGGAAUGUGUUCCGCAAACUGCUCGCCCAGCCAGAGAAGGAGAAGAGUGAUAUCCUGUCCCUGGAGGAGAUUCUGGCUGAGGGGACUGACCUGGCAGAGACAGCCCCGCCCCCCCUGUGUGCCAGCCGCAACAGCAAGGCCAAACUGAGGGCCCUGAGGGAGGCCAUGUAUCACAGCGCUGAGCAUGGCUACGUGGAUGUCACAAUUGAUAUCAGGAGCAUAGGCGUCCCGUGGACUCUACACACAUGGCUGGAGUCUUUGCGGAUCGCCUUCCAGCAGCACCGCAGGCCUCUCAUCCAGUGCUUGUUAAAGGAGUUUAAGACCAUUCAGGAGGAGGAAUACACGGAGGAGCUCGUGACCCAAGGCCUGCCCCUGAUGUUUGAGAUCCUGAAAGCCAGCAAGAACGAAGUGAUCAGCCAGCAGCUGUGCGUCAUCUUCACACACUGCUACGGGCCCUACCCCAUCCCCAAGCUCACGGAGAUCAAACGGAAACAGACCUCACGCUUGGAUCCUCAUUUUCUUAACAAUAAAGAAAUGUCUGAUGUUACCUUUCUGGUAGAAGGAAGACCAUUUUAUGCUCACAAAGUACUGUUAUUUACAGCCUCUCCAAGGUUCAAAGCACUCCUCUCCAGUAAGCCAACAAAUGACAGCACCUGCAUAGAGAUCGGUUAUGUGAAAUACUCCAUCUUUCAGCUGGUUAUGCAGUAUCUCUACUACGGUGGCCCAGAGUCACUGCUCAUUAAGAACAAUGAGAUCAUGGAGCUUCUGUCUGCUGCUAAGUUUUUCCAGCUGGAGGCUUUGCAGCGACACUGUGAGAUUAUCUGUGCGAAAAGCAUCAAUACCGACAACUGUGUGGAUAUUUACAACCAUGCCAAGUUUCUUGGCGUCACGGAGCUCUCAGCAUAUUGCGAAGGCUACUUUCUCAAAAACAUGAUGGUCCUCAUUGAAAACGAAGCAUUCAAGCAGCUCCUGUAUGACAAAAAUGGUGAAGGGACCGGCCAGGAUGUGCUCCAGGAUUUACAGAGGACGUUGGCCAUCAGAAUUCAGUCCAUCCACUUGUCAUCUUCCAAAGGUUCCGUGGUUUGAAAUGCCCAGUGCAGCGAAUGCUUCCCGGGAACCUUCCAGUUCUCCUGCCGCAUUGGCUUUACACAAACACAGACAAAUUCCACCUGGCACCUGUUUUUGGCUGGGCCAAGGAGCUGCCUCUACUGCUCCCACGUGUUCCUGUUGAAAAACAAAGGACUUUCCACCGGUCUGCAGAUCAGAUCAGCUGGGUCCAGAGCUUAAUGGGCAGCUGGACAACCAAGUUAACCCCAACCAAAAGCACCCCUAGGACCUUUGAACACCCACUGCCGGGGACCACUGUCCAAUGAAUGGAUUGAGGCCUUUCAAAGGUCACUCAGGUUCCAUGUUGACAGUUGGAGGACUUCACCGUACCGACCCUGAAGGGAUUGUAUUACACAUUGAGGACCUUGGUAGCUGUGCUUCAGCAAACGCACCGUACCGACCCUGAAGAGAUUGUAUUACACAUUGAGGACCUUAGUAGCUGUGCUUCAGCAAACGUCAACCAUGGUAGUAAAUUGGUGAGGCUGUGACCCAUAAUGAGGAAAUAAUUUGGCAAAUUUUUAGGGGUGGGAACUUUUUAAAAUGUUCAUUUAAAAAAAACAAAAACAGGGCAGUCUUGUAGUUUAAAAUAUAUUUCUAAAAGCUUAACAGUUCGUUUUCAACUAAAUUGUGUUUAGGGAUCUGUGUUUUGAGAUUUUUCUUUCUUUUCUUUUUUAAAUAGUAAGUCACAGGUCCACACUGUGUAAACAUGCAUCUGAUAAGAUACUGCUGAUAUUCUAAACAAGUCGAAAUAAUCUUGCCUUAGUGAUCAUGAUUACACAAAAGAGGUGCACUGCCAAUAAGUAUCUCUAAUUCAAUAGUUGAAAACAACCUGCAUGCUAAUCGUGGUUUCGGGGUGAGAAUAAAACACCCCCACAUAACAUGCAUUUGCAUGGGUCCGAACCUGUGAAAUGUUACGUUUGUGCUUCAUUUUUGCCAACGUAAAAAUGUUCCAUCAUUUCUAGCUAAAACUCCAUUUGGUGAAACCAACAUAUCCAUUUCUUUUCCUAGUUAUGGAUGAUUUGGGGAUGCUUUUGCAGAAAUGUGUUCACAGAUGAUGCUGAAUGGGGGGAGGGGGGCAGCACGUCAGAGAAUUUACUAUUAAUCCCAGAGUUUUCUCUGUAUUCUCAGAAGAUGUUAAUAGUUUGUUACUAGCCAGAGAGUAUGACUAUGUUAGAUUAUUUUUAAAGAUGAAACAUGUACGAUAGGAUGAAUUCUUUCUGUAUUCUGAGAGUGUACAGUAUAGGAUUAUUAUAAUGGAAGUUUAUAUCAACAGGGUUUCGUUGGCUCUGCCAUAUAUUGUAAGCAAAAGAGAUUGGUAAAGGGCCACAGUAUUCCAGAUAACUUUUCAGUUGCGGCCUUUCUUCUCGUUCUUUAAUUUGAAACCUAGAUACAUGCAGUAAAAACUAGGAGAAUGACUUUUAUCCUUGGGGAUGGCCAAGUUUUGUUGAUAAACCUAUUUCCUAGCAUGCCUUCAGGAAGCUGCGCCAGACCCUAGAUUGUGAAGGAGCCACUGUUCUUCUAUUGUACGAGCUCCCUGAACCAUUGUUCAGAGGACCAACGUAACAUCGCUUCAUGGGCAUGGCCCAUGGAGCAUCUGGGUGACAUCUGUCUACAGUAUUGGCUCUUCUGCGAGGCUGAUACACAAGGCCUCUCUUCCACAUGGUCAUUUGCAAACCUCCCCCAGCCCCUACCAUCCAAUGUGGAAGGAAAACAAGAACUGCCUGAAGAAGAGUCCAAGCUACAGAUACACAGCGUGUGCAUCGCGGCUGUCACCUUCCUCCUCCCUCUUCUGUAUCCCCAGAGAUGCUGCGUGGAUGUUUCCUUAACCUCAGCUGACUUCCCUGUGAAUGUCAUAAUGCUAGUUCAGGGCCUCCAGGCAUUGAUUUGUACAGUGGCAACUCCCAAUGGGGCUUCUGUUAUCGUUUGGUGUGCUUUCUCUGUCAUUAAAAGAAAUGAUUUUCCGAG
Piliocolobus tephrosceles (Ugandan red Colobus) is the source of this 5843-nucleotide messenger RNA. RefSeq names its product ankyrin repeat and BTB domain containing 3 (gene ABTB3). Gene Ontology annotation, molecular function: protein heterodimerization activity. The record is from RefSeq and is a predicted model, not a curated record. The coding region runs from base 543 to 3857 and encodes 1104 amino acids. Lineage: Eukaryota; Metazoa; Chordata; Mammalia; Primates; Cercopithecidae. The transcript has 17 exons.